Fibroporia radiculosa is the source of this 729-nucleotide messenger RNA. RefSeq lists its product as uncharacterized. The record is from RefSeq and is a predicted model, not a curated record. Gene Ontology annotation, biological process: protein modification process. Gene Ontology annotation, molecular function: calcium ion binding; protein-L-isoaspartate (D-aspartate) O-methyltransferase activity. The transcript is spliced from 8 exons. The coding region runs from base 1 to 729 and encodes 242 amino acids. Gene Ontology annotation, cellular component: cytoplasm. NCBI's taxonomy places the organism in Eukaryota, Fungi, Basidiomycota, Agaricomycetes, Polyporales, Fibroporiaceae.
AUGGCGUGGACAUGUACUGGCGCGACCAACGCAGAACUCAUUGCCAAUAUGGGCAGGUUUGGUCUCAUCAACUCGGAGCGUAUCCAAGCAGCAAUGAGCAAAGUCGACCGGGCGAACUAUGUUCGUCAUAGGUCUGGCGCAUACGAGGAUUCGCCUCAAUAUAUCGGUCACGGUGCAACCAUCUCCGCUCCCCACAUGCACGCGCAUGCUCUAGAAAGCCUCCUCCCCUUCCUCCACCCCGGGGCGCGCGUUCUCGAUGUCGGCUCGGGUUCUGGAUACCUCACCGCCGUUUUGCACCACCUCGUCUCCGCCGAACACGGCACAACGGGGACGGUCGUUGGGAUAGAGCAUAUACCAGAGCUAGUCGGCUGGUCGAUGGAGAAUCUGCGACGAGACGGACUCGAGGCUGCAGUAAACGAUGGUCACAUCAAGAUAGUUGUCGGGGACGGCAGACAAGGCUAUCCUAGCGUUGGACCGUACGAUGUUAUCCAUGUAGGUGCUGCAGCACCAACAAUGCCUGCCGCACUUGUUGAACAGCUCGCUUGCCCUGGGCGCAUGUUCAUACCCAUUGGGAAAGCACAGCAAGCGAUAGUUCAAGUUGACAAGGACGGCGAGGGGAAGGUUACGCAGAGAGAGCUCUUUGGUGUUAUGACCGAGAGAAACAGGCUUGAGUCAACCGCCGGUGAAGGGCAAGAAUGGGUGCUUUCAACAACUGUACGGAAAGAUUAA